This is a messenger RNA of Pollicipes pollicipes, 1154 nucleotides long. Its product is annotated as transcription and mRNA export factor ENY2. The record is from RefSeq and is a predicted model, not a curated record. Gene Ontology annotation, molecular function: transcription coactivator activity. Bases 335 to 628 code for a protein of 97 amino acids. Gene Ontology annotation, cellular component: nuclear pore; SAGA complex. Gene Ontology annotation, biological process: positive regulation of DNA-templated transcription; mRNA export from nucleus. The transcript is spliced from 5 exons. NCBI's taxonomy places the organism in Eukaryota, Metazoa, Arthropoda, Thecostraca, Pollicipedomorpha, Pollicipedidae.
AAAUGUCAGACUGAGCACUUUGGAUGGAAUGUGGUCAAGGUUCCUUUAUGGCAUGGAGCAGUGAUGUAUUUCCUUACCUUUUGUGAGGGACUGGAAUCCUGCCCAAUCAAAUUUGAGGGGGGUAUUUCAAACCUUGGAAGAAACCUGUUGUGAUAGAUUUAUGGUAGAUCUAGCCAUUUAUUUCUGUUCAGGCCCCUAGUCCCCAGCAACUUAUGUUGCAAAUCAGUAUCUCUGAUCUGAAAUACCUGGAAUUGUUUGGAAAACAGCAUCUGGAAACAAACUGAAAGGCCAGAUCAUCCCAUAAUAUUUCAACAAGAAAGUAAAGAUUUGAAAUAUGAAUGACCGUGAAGCGGAGAUGCGAACAGCCAUUAAUCUCAAGCUAGUAGAGACUGGAGAAAAGGAGAAGCUGAAGGAGCUUCUGCGGACUCGCCUCAUCGAGUGCGGCUGGCGGGACCAACUGAAGGCCCAGUGUAAGGAGGUGGUGCGCGAGCAGGGCCUGGAGAACGUCACAGUCGAUGAUCUCGUCACCGUCAUCACACCCAAGGGCCGAGCACUUGUCCCGGACUCUGUAAAGAAAGAACUUCUUCAGCGCAUCAAAACCUUUUUGGCACAGCAGACCAGCCUGUGACGACCUUUUUGAAGACAUCGUGGUUGGUCGCGCGGACGUCUGGUGUCAUGGAGCCUUCGCAUGGGUUACCAAGUAGCCCACCUCGUAGCGCUGACCUUACCAGAGGCCAUUCGGUGCGGAGAAUGAAAGCGGGCCAAGGUAUAUGUUAGGAUGGUGAUGGCACGCUUGAUGACAGUGUGCUCUCGGCACCUUUGCUGUAAGUGUCCUGUUGGCACUGUCGCUGUGAGAAUUAGGACCUGCUCGUGUCGUUCGUAGUUGUCGUCUGUCAUCAUUUGGGUCUGGUUCAUUGCCGCAAUCUGUGAUCAGUCCUGAACCGCUGUUGUUUGUGAUUCACGUGUGACUGAAUGUGGCGCCCAGACAGCAUUAUUCUUGUCGCCACCUGGCCGUUCGUCCGCUGAACUAGCAGAUGUGGAAACGAAUGGGGUCUGGGUCACGCUUUGUCCCGGCGGCGACGGCGGGACAAAUGGGAUAAUGCUCUUUCACAGAAAUACACAAUCCACUGCAGCUGCUGUGUGAAGCUUUCUUC